GGGGCCAUCCUCCCUCCCGCCCUUGGGCGGUAUAAAUAACACCAGCAGCUCAGCAUAGAGGGCCGGAGAGAGGGGAAGAGGUAGCAGCAAGUCCCUCACCAUGAGCUCCAGCCAACCGGAGGCCUGCCCAUGCCAGGGCGCUGCAGGCCGCCCGGCCAUCCUGUACGCACUUCUGAGCCCCAGCCUCAGGCCCAGGCCCUCAGUGCCCCCACUCCCAAGCCGCUGCCUGUGCCUGCAGCACCGGCCCGUCCGCCUGUGUGCCCCUCACCGCACCUGCCGGGAGGCCCUGGAUGUCCUGGCCAAAACAGUGGCCUUCCUCAGGAACCUGCCGUCCUUCUACCAGCUCCCCCUGGAGGAUCAGCGGCGGCUGCUGCAGGGCUGCUGGGGCUCUCUCUUCCUGCUUGGGUUGGCCCAAGACACAGUGACCUUUGAGGUGGCCGAGGCCCCAGUGCCGAGCAUACUCAAGAAGAUCCUGCUGGAGGAGCCCAGCAGCAGUGCUGGCGGGGGGCAGCUACCGGACAGGCCUCAGCCCUCCCUGGCUGCCGUGCAGUGGCUUCAGUGCUGCCUGGAGUCCUUCUGGAGUCUCAAGCUGGGCCCCAAAGAGUACGCCUACCUGAAAGGAACCAUCCUCUUCAACCCAGAUGUGCCAGGCCUCCACGCCUCCUCCCACAUUGGGCACCUGCAGCAGGAGGCUCACUGGGCGCUGUGUGAAGUCCUGGAGCCCUGGUACCCAGCGGGCCAAGGCCGCUUAGCACGGGUCCUCCUCAUGGCCUCCACCCUUAAGAGCAUUCCGUCCAGCCUUCUUGGGGAUCUCUUCUUUCGCCCUAUCAUUGGAGAUGUUGACAUCACUGGACUCCUCGAGGACAUGCUUUUGCUGAGGUGACCUGCAGAGGCUGGCAGUGCUGAUUUGGCCUGGCUGUCCCCAGUAGGGAGCCAAUGCCCCUGGAGAGGAAAGCCUAAUAGACAGCACUCAGCCCCCCAGGAGCAGCCUCUCAUUCAGCCACACCCCAACUUGGACUUCCUCCGUUUGGACACAGUACUCCAGCCAUCUGGUAGGCCCUUGGUGGUCCCCAGCCUCUGGGCCAAGAAUGCUGAUAGGUUGGAAAUUUAGACUGCUCAUUGGGGCAGAAUUCCUCCUGACUUUGUACAGAGCUAAAUUAAGUUAUUGUUUUUUGUAAUAAAAGGUGCGAUGCUCUCGGA
Messenger RNA from Sciurus carolinensis (gray squirrel), 1200 nucleotides. RefSeq names its product nuclear receptor subfamily 0 group B member 2 (gene Nr0b2). Gene Ontology annotation, cellular component: nucleus; cytoplasm. NCBI's taxonomy places the organism in Eukaryota, Metazoa, Chordata, Mammalia, Rodentia, Sciuridae. The record is from RefSeq and is a predicted model, not a curated record. Gene Ontology annotation, biological process: circadian rhythm; negative regulation of transcription by RNA polymerase II. The coding region runs from base 101 to 883 and encodes 260 amino acids. Gene Ontology annotation, molecular function: transcription corepressor activity; transcription factor binding. The transcript has 2 exons.